Messenger RNA from Caretta caretta (loggerhead turtle), 3362 nucleotides. Its product is annotated as GTPase IMAP family member 9. Lineage: Eukaryota; Metazoa; Chordata; Testudines; Cheloniidae. Gene Ontology annotation, molecular function: GTP binding. The record is from RefSeq and is a predicted model, not a curated record.
GCCAGAAGAGAACAUCCUCUUCCCCAAUAAAACAGGAGCAGCCGCAGCUUGGAAGAGCAGUGGAGAAGUUGGCCAGAUCUGCAGGAAGACCACACUGUUGUUCCUCAGGCUAAGAAAGCAGCACACAGAAUCUCUCUGGAUCCCUGUCAUAAAUAUAAAGGGAAGGGUACACACCUUUAAAAUUCCUCCUGGCCAGAGGAAAAACCCUUUCACCUGUAAAGGGUUAAGAAGCUAGGAUAACCUCGCUGGCACCUGCCUAAAAUGACCAAUGAGGAGACAAGAUACUUUCAAAAGCUGGGAAGAGGGAGAACAUCAAAGGGGUCUGUGUCUGUCUGGGAGAGGCUUUUGCCGGGGACGGAACAAGAAUGGAGUCUUAGAACUUAAUAUUUCAAGUAAAAAUGGAAAGCUGGAUACAGAAAGAACAAACCGAUGCCCCAGGGGAUGUCGGCCGCUACACUGGGGAAUCAGAACUGAGAAUCAUCCUUGUAGGUAAAACUGGAGCUGGGAAAAGUGCAACAGGAAACACCAUCCUUGGCAAGAAAGUGUUUGAGUCCAAACUCUCACCAAAGUCUGUAACUGCAAACUGCAGUAAGGGGGCAAGAAUCUGGAAUGAGAGGAAUGUGGUGGUGGUUGAUACUCCUGGCAUUUUUCACACGCAUGUACCAGUGGAAGAAACUUGUCGAGAGAUCAGUCGCUGUAUUGUAGCCUCCUCCCCAGGGCCCCAUGCCAUUGUUCUCGUGGUGUCACUGAUCCGUUACACUGAGGAGGAAAAAAAAGCAGUCAAACGAAUACAAGAUAUUUUUGGAGCUGAGUCCAUGAGGUACGUGAUCCUGUUAUUCACUCGGAAAGAUGAUUUAGAUGGUACCGAAUUAGAAGAGUUCAUAAAAGACUCUGAUGCCCAAGGCCUUUGUGAGCUGGUAGGAAAAUUUGGAAAACGAUACUGUGCAUUCAACAACAGAACAACCGGAGAAGAACGGGAUGCCCAGGUUAAUGAGCUGCUGGAGAUGGUAGAUAAGAUGGUGCAGGAGAACGGAGGCACAUAUCACACGAAUGAGAUGUAUAACUAUGCUGAGAAGAAGCUUCAAGAGAAAACAGAGGAGCUGAAAAAAGCCUAUGCAGAGCAGCUGGAAAGAGAGACAGAGAAAAUAAAACGUGAUUAUGAGAAGCAAAUUAAACAACUCAAGGAAGAAUUAAAAAUAAGGGAUGAAGAACAAAAGCAGUAUCAAGAUGAAAAGGAGAGGAUAAUGUGGGAGAAAGACAUGGCAGAAAAGGAGAUGGUUUUGCAACAACAAAAAUUGAGACUUUUAGGAGAAAAAGAGAGAGAUUAUGCUGCAAAACAAGCAGGAGCCAGGGAAGAAGCUGAAAGUGAUAUAAUAUGUAAAAUGCUUUUGGAUGCAUUUAAAUUUGCUUUUGAAGUAAUUAUGGGUUGGUUUAAUGAUAACUGAGCUACAUUUAUCUUCUUUAUCCUGUUAUUCUGAGUCUAUAAAAGUCACAAAUGAAGUUUCACUGCUUGUUACACGUACGGACCCCAACAUUCUGCAUUUUAGGACCAAAUUCAUCCCUGGUGUAGCUCCACUGAAGCCAGUAGAGCUACACAAGGAAUGAAAUGGGCCCUUAAUUGCUAAGAUACUUUCUCCCUUGUGCUAGUGAAUCUAUCACAUGCUUUGAUAAUCUGUUCCAAAGGCUAAUUGCUAUCACCGUUAUAAUGCAUGAAUUCAAUGUGUGCAAUGUAAUUACAUGACUUAGUAUAAACAUGAACAAUAUACCUACAUGGUAGAAGCAAUAUAUAUUGCCAUGUACGCAUCUGCUAUGCACUAUGCACUGCUGGGCUCCUGCUCCAGGAACACUUCAGGAAGCUAAUAAAGAAAUAGUUGACUUGUAGAUUCCUUGGUAGAUAAACAGAAAAUUUGGGAAAUAGAAACAGGAGACCCAGUCUGAGAAUCAUACAGGUGAAGAACAGCCUGGAAAGGAAUUACCACAGUUUUUGUACAUUAGUUUCUAAUCACGAAGGAGAAUGAGGAAGAGGAAUGGAAUGGAAUGGAAAGGAAAAGACACUGUGACUUUAGUUAUAACCUUUACAAGAUUCCAAGAAAGAGAAUUUGUGCUGGGAGAAACUAUAAACAGGUAAACCGCUAUUCCAAGGUGAGCAGAUAUGUGUUUGCUUAGACCAGAACCUAGUGCAAGUGCAGAGUGGAAUAAAUAUAGACGCCUGCUUACCAGAAAGGGACUUAAUCCAAGGGUGUGGUACCCUGCAAAAGUCAUUCCUUAGUAUGAUGGGAGAAAGAGUUUCUUCACUACUCCACAAGACCUGAAGCAGUUUUUUGGCAGCCCAUCCAGCAUGAGAGGCUCAGAGUGAGGCUAUGUCUAUAUUAUGACCUGGGGUGUGAUUCCCAGCUUGCGUAGACAUACUCGCGCUAGCUCUCCUUGAGCUAACACACUAAAAAUAGUACUGUAGCCAUGUCAGCAUGAGCAGCGGCAUACGCUAGCCUCCCUGAGUAUAAACCCGCCUGAACCCCGCUGGGGUGCACUCAGGGUGGCUAGCCUGUCCCGCUGCUGCUGCCCAUGCAGUCGUGACUAUUUUGAGCACGCUAGCUGCACGAGAGCUAGCAUGAGUCUGCCAGUGCAAACUGGGAAUCACACCCCUAGCUCCGCAGGUUAGACAUAGCCCAAGACUCCCUCUCCAGUGCUGGGCCCCGGGGGAAGGCAGAGCACAGUGUGAACUCCCCUUACAUACAUUCCUUUAGACAUGAGUGCCUGGGACUCAUUGUUUUCCCUCACUAUUAUUACAGGUGGUGGUUGGUUGACUCCAAUUUGCAUAAUGUAUUUAUAUGGAAAUACUUGAGAAGGCUUUGUUAGUUUGUUUUUUAAAGCAGAAAAAAUGGAAAGCUGUUACUCUUUUCUGCAGUGAAGUACUCAAUAGUAUAAAAUUGAAUCAUUUCAAUCAGAGUAAAUUUAAAUUCAUUUAUCGGUUUUGUUCCCUUUUUUAAAAAUUCCUGUGAAAAUCGCAUUGUAGGUUUCAUGUUUUUGUCUCGCCGUAUCUCCAGAUCAAAUUUGCUCACUCUAGGUAUUUUUUUCCAUUGUUAGUACUGCAAACCCAACCUGGGAACUGAAAGUUAAACCUGAUUCUUUCUGAUUUAUCUUUCACUAGUCAAUUAAGGAGUUAGAUAACAAUUCAGCUGUAUUACUUACUAUUGCAAAAUUGGGCUAGGUAGGAGUGCCAAGGGUUUAGUUAGCUUACUAUGUGACAUCUGUGUGCAUUCUAUGCAAGGUUUUGUGGUGAGGUUUGUGAGUAAUAGACAUCUAGAACUGAAGGUGCAGAAAUAAUUGCUUUUGAUUUUAUUUUUAUUUUUCAUGCUGUUUUU